Messenger RNA from Dimorphilus gyrociliatus, 1850 nucleotides. The record is from the annotation of a GenBank genome assembly. Lineage: Eukaryota; Metazoa; Annelida; Polychaeta; Dinophilidae.
AUAUAAAAGCGAGGCCGUCCAUUUUCACUUCACCUUCUUGUCAGUAAACCACGGUGGUUGUUUGACAGGGUAUUUUACAUCGUUUUCAACGUUCAACUCGUUUUAAAAACCUUCAAAAACAAACUUAUAAUCAUGGUAAGCAAUAAUAUUUUAAAAUAUAUUGUGAAAAAUGUAUAUAUAUAUAGAUAAAAAGGAAAAAUUAAAUGUUGACGAAACCGUUGACCUAGAUAUUUCAAAUUAGCGUUAGGCGUUAGGUAAUAUCUUGCUGAUAUUUCCUAAUUUCUAAUAUAAUUGACUAAUAAUACAAAUAAAUUUUAUAUUACUUAGUCACUAUUUAUAUGUCGGUUGCAGGCAACUGCUCUUGAAGCGCUUUCUCAUAAUGAGUCAUUGCCCAUCCUAAGCUAAUCGAUUUUUUUCUUUUUCACAGCGUGAGUGCAUUUCUAUCCACGUCGGACAAGCCGGUGUUCAAAUCGGAAACGCCUGUUGGGAGUUGUAUUGCCUGGAGCAUGGAAUCCAACCGGAUGGCCAAAUGCCCAGCGAUAAAACUAUUGGAGGAGGAGAUGAUUCAUUCAACACCUUUUUCUCCGAAACCGGAGCUGGAAAACACGUUCCCCGCGCCGUUUUCGUUGAUUUAGAACCAACUGUUGUUGAUGAAGUUAGAACUGGCACCUAUCGUCAAUUGUUCCAUCCAGAACAAUUGAUCACUGGUAAGGAAGAUGCCGCCAACAACUACGCCAGAGGACAUUACACCAUUGGAAAGGAAAUCGUUGAUUUGGUCCUUGACAGAAUCCGUAAAUUGGCUGAUCAAUGUACUGGUCUUCAAGGAUUCCUAAUCUUCCACUCUUUCGGUGGUGGAACUGGUUCUGGAUUCACCUCCCUUUUGAUGGAACGUCUAUCGGUUGACUAUGGAAAGAAGUCGAAGUUGGAGUUCGCUAUCUACCCAGCUCCUCAAGUUUCAACCGCUGUUGUUGAACCCUACAACUCCAUCCUUACUACACACACCACUCUGGAACACUCCGAUUGCGCUUUUAUGGUUGAUAAUGAAGCUAUCUACGACAUUUGUCGCAGAAACUUGGAUAUUGAGCGCCCAACUUACACAAAUCUAAAUCGUUUGAUUGGCCAAAUAGUAUCAUCUAUCACGGCCUCUCUAAGAUUUGACGGAGCUUUGAAUGUGGAUUUGACCGAGUUCCAAACUAACUUGGUACCAUACCCAAGAAUCCAUUUCCCUCUCGCCACCUAUGCUCCAGUCAUUUCUGCCGAGAAAGCUUACCACGAACAGCUUUCUGUUGCUGAAAUCACCAACGCUUGCUUUGAACCAGCAAACCAGAUGGUUAAGUGUGAUCCUCGUCAUGGAAAAUACAUGGCCUGCUGCAUGCUGUACAGAGGUGACGUUGUUCCCAAGGAUGUCAACGCAGCUAUUGCUACCAUCAAGACCAAGAGAACGAUCCAAUUCGUAGAUUGGUGUCCCACUGGAUUCAAGGUUGGAAUCAACUAUCAACCACCUACCGUUGUACCAGGAGGUGAUUUGGCUAAGGUACAGAGAGCUGUUUGCAUGCUUUCCAAUACCACUGCUAUCGCCGAAGCCUGGGCUCGUCUUGACCACAAAUUCGACUUGAUGUACGCCAAGAGAGCCUUCGUGCACUGGUAUGUAGGAGAAGGUAUGGAAGAAGGAGAAUUUUCCGAAGCUCGCGAAGAUUUGGCCGCUUUGGAAAAAGAUUACGAAGAAGUCGGUGUCGAUUCAGUUGAAGAGGAAGGCGAAGGUGACGGAGAAGAGUAUUAAACGCCCGUUUGAGUUUAAUUAUUUCACCGUCAAAAUGUAAUCGAAUACAGCAUGAUGAUAAAAAAAUUUU